This is a messenger RNA of Stylonychia lemnae, 945 nucleotides long. NCBI's taxonomy places the organism in Eukaryota, Ciliophora, Spirotrichea, Sporadotrichida, Oxytrichidae. The record is from the annotation of a GenBank genome assembly.
AUGGUUUAUGUAGAAUAAUGGCUCAUUGACAAGUUAAAAGAAUAUUAAAAUGAAAACAAGAAUGUUGAUCUUAGAAUAGAAGAUCUCUACAUAUUUAGCAUUAAAAAUGAUGAUGAACUCAAGACAAUAAAAUACCUUAUUACUUUGGGAGGUGAUGGAACUAUCCUUUAUGCAGCUAAACAAUUCCAUGGAGAUUAUAUUCCCCCUAUCAUUUCAUUUACAAUGGGGUCUUUAAGUUACUUAUGUAAUUUCGACUUUAAUGAUCAUCAAACUGUGAUCACAAAUAUUUUGUUCAAUAGCUUCAAGGGAGACCAAACAAAGGAUCCUUGUUUGGAUUUAAGAAUGAGAUUGAAAAUAGAAGUCAGUGACAAUCCUAUGAGGAAAAUUUAUAAAGGAGGUUAGCUUGAGAAUUAUGAGGAGAUACUGAUAUAAAACUACCACGUCAUUAAUGAGAUUGUAAUUGAUAGAGGUCCAUCCCCUUACUGUGUUCAAGUUGAGAUCUUCAUCGAUAAUAAUUAUUUCACUACCCUAGUGGGAGAUGGUUUAAUCAUUUCUACACCAACCGGGUCAACAGCAUACAAUCUGGCAGCUGGUGGUUCGAUAAUGUAGAGUAAUGUUCCAGCCAUAUCAUUAACUCCUUUGGCUCCACAUUCAUUAUCAUUCAGACCUCUUAUUCUUCCAGAAAAUAUUGAGAUUAAGUUGAGAAAACCGUAGGAUGGCAGAACAAGUGCUUGGGUAAGUCUUGAUGGGGCAACUAGGUUUGAGCUUAAGGAUGAUGAAAGCGUAACUGUAAGAGCCUCGACUCAUGCAGUAGCAUUUAUCACUAAUCCUGUUGAUAACUUAACAGCAUUAUGGUCUCAGAGAUUGACAAAAUUACUGAAUUGGAAUUGUAGACCUUAGAUGAAAUCACUCAAAAAGAUUUCAUCAGAUGAGGAGCCUAAAUGA